This is a messenger RNA of Photinus pyralis (common eastern firefly), 844 nucleotides long. RefSeq lists its product as uncharacterized. The coding region runs from base 68 to 805 and encodes 245 amino acids. Lineage: Eukaryota; Metazoa; Arthropoda; Insecta; Coleoptera; Lampyridae. The transcript has 5 exons. The record is from RefSeq and is a predicted model, not a curated record.
AUUUCCCCACGUUUAACAUACACGUAUAAAAAGCCAUGGUACAGUAAAGAGGUCAGGAAUCAGAGCGAUGAGAGGCGUAACGUGCAUUUCUGUGAUAGCAAUCUGGAUCGGUUUGUGUACUGCCGACAUUUUGGACAACCUCCAAGUGUGCAAGCGGAGCAGCUCCAAUUUAAAUGAUUGCCUCAAAUCGGCGAUAGAGAGCGCGUUACCGGUGCUCAAAGAUGGUUUGCCAGAGUUCGGUUUCCCUUCACUGGAACCGAUCAAGAUGGACAAGUGGAAUAUAGAGCCGCAACCUCCGUUACACUUCACGAAAAGGUACGAAAAUAUUGAGAUGUACAACCACUGGGCCUCUCAAAUUAAGGAUGUCAGCUGUGCAAUUGGAGAAAAGGACUUUUCCCUCAAGAUUAAGGGGUACAACCCUAAGAUAAAACUCGAGUCCGAUUACGAGUUUGUCAACUCGUCAUUCGCGGGUAUCGACGUUAGCGGCAAAGGAAAAGCUACAUAUGACCAUAGUGGCUACGACUUUGACCUCACUAUGAGAGGCGAAAUUGUCCAAAAAGGCGGCGAUGACUAUCUCACACUGAGCAGUGCUAACCUAGUGAUGACCGCCGAGAAAUUUAGCAUUAACUUCAAAUCCGACAACGCUCAGAGAGACAAUCUGAUUAACACAUUCGGCGGACUCCAUGGAGUAAUAAUGUUUCCGUUAGUGAAGCACGAUUACGAAAUGAUGUAUGCCGAAGCUUACAGGAAGUUAGCUAAUAUAAUUCUUGACCAAGUUCCCUAUAACAACCUUUUCCCGAUGUGAAAGUGUACAGUUCUCAAAUAAAUUUCUUUGUUUCAAUGA